AUGGAACAACCAGCCAUGUCAUGGCCGGAGCAGCUACAUGAGAAUAAUCUCAUCACUGCGCCUGGUGAAGAAGAAUUCUCCAACUUGUUCGAGUUCAACAUGCCUUUUCCCGAAAUCGAGCACGGACCAGGGAAUAUGCAACAUUCCCAUUCCCUACCGACCACCACCGGCCCGGACUCAGAUAUGGCUCACCUACGAUCGCAUGCCGUGCAAUACUCGGGCCAGAUGGAGGGCCUCAUGGAUUUCAAUGAUAACACACAGUCGCACACCCAAGGCCACCCAAUGCCUUACUCAACUCCCCACAUGACCCCGGGCUUUUGCGCGCAGCAAUCACCCAUGUCGCAACCGCCUUCGCACCAACAAUACAUGCAGGGCCACAACAUGGUCCCUCCUACCCCGAACAGUAUUGAGAUGCAUGGCAACACUGCCCGAUACCCCCAGCGCGUGGAUGAAACCCCGGAUAUGUACGAUGGCUAUUCACGCAUCAACGAGGAACAGGCCCUCUACACUCCUCUUAUCUCACCGGCUAUGACGCCUCUGGAGAACCAAUUUCGACUCCCCGAAUACACAAUCCCCGGCGAAUACUUCACACCUCUCACCUCUCCCGCCCUGGAGGCCCAAAAUGCCGAAUCCAGCAGUUACCAGUAUCAUGCAAGACAGGUAUCGGAUAUGGGCUUCGUUCCCACUACUGCGGAGGUCAACCCCCUCCCCGGAACCUCGGCUCCACCUUCUCCUAGCAUCAUUCGGAAGCCCAACACUCGUCACCGGCCAUCACCGGCCACUACCCGACUCAAUAACACACGGAAGGUCAAGCAAUCACCUAUUAUUCGGGCGCAGCGCAAACGCAGCACUUUGGCAACCAAUUCGGAGGAGUUCUACAAUAGCCUUACCCAGGAGAUGAACUCCACAAAGCCGCAAAACCAGGAUAUCCGCUCACUUCAGCUCAGCAGCAACGAGGGUUCUGGCCAGGACUCAGUAUCCCCCGAGCCAUUAUCAGAACCGAUGAUGCCCCCUCCCGCUCUUCCUCCCCCUCGGAUGUCCCCUGCAAUUGCUCCCCAUGUUAAAUCUUCCUCGCCCGGUACUGCUGCCACCCCUGCGCUUUUGAUGCGCAUCCAGCGGAAUCAGCAUUCGCAAGACCCCGCAGGACAGUUCCGCGGUCAAGCGCAGCUCGCAGAGCCUCCAGCCGAGUUCCCAGAUGACAUAAUGGAAGAUAUAUCACUUCCAGAGGCGGCCGCUCCUUCGCAGCUGCGUCCGAAACCCAACCGCAUCGAUACAGCCGUACGGACUCCGUCGAUCCCCUCGAAUGGGACACCUUUCUUGGAUCCUUUGUCCGCGACGUACGAUAAACCUCCCAGCGCUUCUCUUGCUCCCAGUCCACGCACAAGUGCAAUGCCAUCUCCUAGUGGGCCGGUCCCUCGAAAAGAUUCCAGGUCCGCGUCUAGUCGGAAACGACCUAGUAUGAGUUCCACCCAGGCCAGCCCACAGUUGCGGCCCAAGAUUAGUCCCAGCAUCCAGCCACUUAUGAAAGGUAGCGAGGGCAUGUCACAAGAUGCGCUUUACCUCGCAUCAAAGUCCAACUACCAACACAUCCUCGACGGCACUUUGCCAUCGGGUGUGAGCUACCCAGAGGCUCUGGCAGAGAACCUAAGCUCUAAGCGGACGAAUCACAAGCUUGCAGAGCAGGGACGCCGGAAUCGAAUCAACAAUGCGCUCAAGGAGAUUGAACUUCUUAUUCCGCAGGAGUUCAUUGAUGCCCGCAACGCCAAGGAAGCUGCAGAAUCCGGUGGCAAGGCCAACGAGAAGGAAAAAGAGAAAGAAAAGGCCAACCAGGCCAUCAGCAAGGCCACCGCCGUCGAGAUGGCCAUUGAUUACAUCAAAGCUUUGAAGACAACUUUGGACACAACCACUGCCAAGUUGGCCGCCGCCGAGGCCAAGCUGUCGGGCGAGCCCUCUAAGGAAAGCUCAACGUCAACUUCCACUCAAUCUGAGAAGACCCCAAAUGAUGUUGCCGACUCAGAGACGAAGAGUCCGGCGUGA
Molecule: messenger RNA, 2037 nt
Organism: Penicillium hordei
Lineage: Eukaryota; Fungi; Ascomycota; Eurotiomycetes; Eurotiales; Aspergillaceae
Product: phosphate-sensing transcription factor PHO4
Exons: 3
Coding region: 1-2037 (678 amino acids)
Molecular function (GO): protein dimerization activity
Source: RefSeq, a predicted model, not a curated record